AAGAUUUCGUCAUCCGUGGCGACAACAUCGAAGUCGAGCUCCGAAACCCCCAUCCCUCACCUCGUAGUCUCCGUCACUCUGUAGCUAAACCAGCUCUCCGUCUUCCCUCAAGUCCUUCUAAUUCUCCGCCCCCGCUCGCCAGCGAACUCCGUCUCGUAGGGUUCCGCCCGAGAAACCAAGAAAUGGCCCAAUCACUCCACCUCCUCGCCCCUCCCUCCCCGUCCCCUUCCCCUCGCCUCCUCCGGCCCUGCCUCCCCUCCCUCCCCCAUCAUCACCGACUCCUCUGCCGACAGAUCUGCCGCGCCUCCGCCUCCCCGCCCCCGGCGCCCGAUCUCGGCCCGGUGGUCCUCUCCUCCGACAACGGCAUCAGCGCAUCCGCCGCCGCCGCCGCCGCCGCGGCGAUCGACGUGGACGCGGUGACGGAGGCAGAGCUGAAGGAGAACGGGUUCCGGAGCACACGGCGGACCAAGCUGGUGUGCACGAUCGGGCCGGCGACGUGCGGGUCGGAGCAGCUGGAGGCGCUCGCCGUCGGGGGGAUGAACGUCGCCCGGCUCAACAUGUGCCACGGCACCCAGGAUUGGCACCGCCGCGUCAUCCGCCAGGUCCGCCGGCUCAACGAGGAGAAGGGGUUCGCCGUCGCCGUGAUGAUGGACACCGAGGGAAGUGAGAUCCACAUGGGUGAUCUCGGCGGUGCCGCCUCUGCCAAGGCCGAGGAUGGUGAGAUUUGGACGUUCAGUGUCAGAGCUUUUAACUCACCCCUUCCGGACCGCACCAUUCAUGUGAACUAUGAUGGGUUUGCUGAAGAUGUGAGGGUGGGUGAUGAACUUAUCGUGGAUGGGGGAAUGGUCGAGUUUGAGGUGAUCGAAAAGAUUGGUCCGGAUGUAAAAUGUCGCUGUACUGAUCCUGGGCUGCUGUUGCCACGGGCUAAUCUAACUUUCUGGCGUGAUGGCAGUCUAGUUAGGGAACGUAAUGCCAUGCUUCCUACAAUUUCUUCUAAGGACUGGCUGGAUAUAGACUUUGGGAUUGCUGAGGGUGUAGAUUUUAUUGCGGUUUCAUUUGUCAAGUCUGCAGAAGUCAUUAGUCAUCUCAAAAGCUAUAUAGCUGCACGAUGUUGUGACAGUGAUAUUGCGGUAAUUGCAAAGAUUGAGAGUAUUGAUUCGUUGAAAAAUUUGGAAGAGAUUAUUCGCGCAUCAGAUGGAGCCAUGGUAGCCAGAGGAGACUUAGGUGCUCAAAUUCCACUGGAACAAGUUCCUUCAGCGCAACAAAAGAUCGUUAAACUGUGCAGGCAGCUCAACAAGCCUGUCAUUGUAGCUUCUCAACUUCUCGAGUCUAUGAUUGAAUAUCCUACACCAACUAGAGCUGAAGUUGCUGAUGUAUCAGAAGCGGUCCGGCAGCGGGCUGAUGCUCUUAUGCUUUCUGGUGAAUCAGCCAUGGGUCAGUUUCCAGAGAAAGCACUCACUGUCCUUAGAAGUGUAAGCCUCAGGAUUGAAAGGUGGUGGAGAGAGGAGAAGCGCUAUGAAGCAAUGGAGCUCCCUGACAUUGCAUCCUCUUUCUCCGACCAAAUCUCAGAAGAGAUCUGCAAUUCAGCUGCCAAAAUGGCUAACAAUUUGGGAGUAGAUGCACUUUUUGUCUACACAAAGACGGGAGACAUGGCCUCUCUUCUGUCACGCUGCCGCCCUGACUGUCCAAUUUUUGCGUUCACAACUUCAACGUCUGUAAGGAGACGGCUGAACCUUCAGUGGGGUCUGAUCCCCUUCCGCCUCAGUUUUUCCGAUGACAUGGAAAGCAAUCUCAACCGCACUUUUUCUUUGCUCAAGGCCAGGGGAAUGAUCCAGUCUGGGGACCUUGUCAUUGCUCUCUCUGAUAUGCUACAGUCAAUUCAAGUGAUGAAUGUCCCAUAGCGGUAAGUUUACUACUGUUGUAUCGUUUGCCUCCAACGUUAGCUGUCCCAAGCUCAACUUCAACUUUUGAAGAGUUAGGAAGUUGAUAUCAAACUUCAUUUGUUUGUUAUUAGUGAACAAUAGGAACUUAUCUAUCAUGAUUGAAUUUCCGAUCAUAGUUGCAUAUCCUUUAAAAGUUGCUGCUUUUAUGUAUAUUCAUAUUCUUAUUAUUUGGAAUUAUCAGACAUCAGGAUUCACUGUUUCAGUACUGAAUCUUAUAUCAAUAAAAACCAACUAUAAUAUUGAUACA
Elaeis guineensis (African oil palm) is the source of this 2190-nucleotide messenger RNA. Its product is annotated as pyruvate kinase isozyme A, chloroplastic. NCBI's taxonomy places the organism in Eukaryota, Viridiplantae, Streptophyta, Magnoliopsida, Arecales, Arecaceae. Gene Ontology annotation, biological process: glycolytic process. Gene Ontology annotation, molecular function: magnesium ion binding; pyruvate kinase activity; potassium ion binding. The record is from RefSeq and is a predicted model, not a curated record.